AUGAAGGCUCUUAUUCUCGUCGGUGGUUUUGGCACCCGCCUCCGACCUCUUACCUUGACAAUGCCCAAGCCCCUGGUCGAGUUUGCCAACAAGCCCAUGAUUGAGCACCAGAUCGAGGCCCUUGCCGAGGCUGGUGUCACCGACGUCGUCCUUGCCGUCAACUAUCGCCCAGAGAUCAUGGAAAACGCCCUGUCAGAGUACUCCAAGCGUUUCGGGAUCAACAUCACCUUCUCAGUCGAGACGGAACCCCUGGGCACUGCCGGCCCCCUCAAGCUGGCCGCCGACACCCUCCUCAAGGAUGACACCCCCUUCUUUGUCCUCAACUCGGACGUCACUUGCGAAUACCCAUUCAAGGAGCUCAUCGCGUUCCACAAGAAGCACGGCAACGAGGGCACCAUCUGCGUCACAAAGGUCGAGGAGCCCUCCAAGUACGGUGUCAUUGUACACCAGCCUGGCCACCCGUCCCGCAUCGAGCGCUUCGUCGAGAAGCCCGUCGAGUUCGUCGGGAACCGCAUCAACGCCGGCAUCUACAUCCUCAACACGUCGGUGCUCGACCGCAUUGACCUGCGCCCAACGUCCAUCGAGCAGGAGACCUUCCCCGCCAUGGUCAGGGACGGUGAGCUGCACUCGUUCGACCUCGAGGGCUUCUGGAUGGACGUCGGCCAGCCAAAGGACUUCAUCGCCGGCACCGAGCUCUACCUGAGGUCCCUGGAGAAGAGGAAGUCCAAGCUCCUGGCAUCGCACACCGAGCCGUACGUCCACGGCAACGUCAUGAUCGACCCCUCGGCCAAGAUUGGCAACAACUGCAAGAUAGGGCCGCAUGUUACUAUCGGCCCCAACGUGGUGAUCGGAGACGGUGUCCGCCUGCAGCAGUGCGUGCUCCUGAAGGGAUCCAAGGUCAAAGACCAUGCUUGGGUUAAGAAGACCAUCGUGGGAUGGAACAGCACCGUCGGCAAGUGGGCGCGCCUUGAGAACGUGACGGUCCUCGGCGACGACGUCACGGUCGGCGACGAGAUCUACGUUAAUGGCGGAAGCGUCCUGCCUCACAAGUCCAUCAAGGCCAACGUGGACGUCCCUGCCAUCAUCAUGUAG
This is a messenger RNA of Diaporthe batatas, 1092 nucleotides long. RefSeq names its product mannose-1-phosphate guanylyltransferase. Gene Ontology annotation, biological process: cell wall mannoprotein biosynthetic process; GDP-mannose biosynthetic process. Gene Ontology annotation, molecular function: mannose-1-phosphate guanylyltransferase (GTP) activity; GTP binding. Bases 1 to 1092 code for a protein of 363 amino acids. The record is from RefSeq and is a predicted model, not a curated record. Lineage: Eukaryota; Fungi; Ascomycota; Sordariomycetes; Diaporthales; Diaporthaceae. Gene Ontology annotation, cellular component: cytoplasm. The transcript is spliced from 4 exons.